AUGUGCUAUCGCUCACUACCGCUGGGUACCAACCCCAAGCCCCGAGCAUUCAUUCUUGACCAUGCUAAUGCGGUCCGUAGAAUGGCUAUCGGGCAGUUACCGCAUGGUAUCAUCAUCCAGAAGAUCGCGCCUAGGAUUUGGUUCCCCUCCAUGGUAGUUGUUUGGGCUGGCUUGACGAUGGUUAGCGCUGCCGUCAAAACAGUGACUCAGCUCUGUGUCGUCAGGUUCUUCCUCGGCCUGACCGAAGGGAGCACAUAUGCCGGCACGAUCUACAUCAUCGGUUCGUGGUACAGGCCGGAAGAGAUCUCCAAGCGAACGGCACUGUUCACCGCUUCCGGCCAGGUCGGAACCAUGUUUGCUGGCGUCAUGAUGACGGCUAUCUACAAGGGCAUGAAGGGUAUGGCCGGCUUGCAAGGCUGGCAGUGGGUGUUCCUAAUCGAUGGCAUUAUCACCCUGCCUAUCGCCGUCUUUGGCUUCCUCUACUUUCCUGAUAUCCCCCAUACCACCAGGGCCAGCUAUCUCAGCGAAGAGGAGAGAAAGCUUGCCGUCUCUAGGCUGCCACAACCCAGCGAAGAUAGUCACAACAUCAUGCCGUUGUCACUGAUCAAGCGCGUCUUCUUCACCCCCAUGUUUUGGAUUCUCUUCUUCUGGUCGCCAGUCUGCGCCAGCACGGAGGCAUUCCCGUUGCAAAACACCUUCCUCCUGUGGCUCAAGUACAAUGACAAGCACUUCACCCAAGCCAACAUCAACACGUAUCCCCUUGGCGUCCAGGCCGUGGGAAUCGUGGCCAACAUGCUGGCGGCCUGGCACAUGGACGCUACGGGACAGCGAGUACCCAUGGCCAUUCUCGCCUGUCUCCUCCAGAUCGUUGUCGGAGCGAUGCUCCUCGUGCGCGACCUGUCAUUUGCAGGCACAUUCUUUGCCUUCUAUCUGGCCGGCAGCGCGUACAUGGUGAACCCACUCAUCUUUGGCUGGGCCAACAUCAUUCUGCAGAGAACUGGAGACGAUACCAUCCGCAGCGUGACUCUGUACUCCAUGAACAUCGGGUCCAUGGUACUGUGGACCUUCUGGGGCAUCGUAUUCUACAGCGCAGCAGACGCUCCGUAUUGGAAGAAGGGCUCCAUUGCCCUCAUCGUUUGCUGCGCCGUCAUGUUUGGCUACAUUUGGGCUGUUUACUAUCUUGACAAGAAGACGAUGAAGAGAUACGGAUAUCACACUCAGGGGGAGGCGGAGAAUGCUCCUGUCGAGGAGAAGAAGGAUCCUGAUACCGCGACCAAAGAAGUUGACCCUGAUGCAGCGCGGAACUAA
Molecule: messenger RNA, 1308 nt
Organism: Thyridium curvatum
Lineage: Eukaryota; Fungi; Ascomycota; Sordariomycetes; Thyridiales; Thyridiaceae
Exons: 5
Coding region: 1-1308 (435 amino acids)
Biological process (GO): pantothenate import across plasma membrane
Cellular component (GO): plasma membrane
Molecular function (GO): pantothenate transmembrane transporter activity
Source: RefSeq, a predicted model, not a curated record